UUUGGGCAUCGCACGCUUUCGCUAUUUUCUGCCUUGAAGUGUAAAUACUUGAAAGAUUACCGGGCAUAAUUCAUCGAAGCAUUACUACGAUCCAGUCAAACUCCAAGCUUAGGGUACAUCAAAGUACUUUUGCACCUCAACCGUUAAGACAAGACCCACGAAGCAGGGUGAGACUGGUCACUCAUAUCAAUCUGAUCUUCCAUGUGCCACACUGCAAUAUGGGUAAGCACAAACACGGGACUUCGAAUAACAAGGGCGUGUCGAAGAAAACGAUCCAUGGCCGUCAAUCUAAAGACAGUUCUUAUGGAAAGUCAAAGAGUGAUAUGGCAACUAUUGUAAGCUCAAACACUAGUGAGCCUGAGGAUAAUGAGAUAGCAGCCUCUAGCAGCCAUGACGGCUUUUCGUCUGGUCUCGCAUCCGCUAGUGAUGAGCCUAUUCCUAGUGGGCUAUCUUUUGAGGUGCUGAAGGGAAAGAUCAAUUCUCAAGUCCUGAAUACCAUCAUCAACGACCUCAAAUUUCAACACCAAACACCAAUUCAAGCAGCAACAAUUGAACCUCUCUUAGGGACUGUCGACAUGCUUGCCCAAGCUCGGACUGGUACUGGUAAAACGAUGGCUUUUCUGGUUCCAGCUAUCGACAAGUUGCUCCGCGCCGAGCCAGUCAGCGUUUCAGUGCUCAUACUCAGUCCAACACGUGAGCUAGUUAUUCAAACUGCCGCAGAAGCGAAAAGAUUACUUUCGACGUUUCCUCAAAUUAAAGUACGAACAGCGAUUGGAGGUACGAACAAGGAUAAAGAAGGUGAGCAGAUUUACAGCGGAUGCCAUAUUCUUGUUGCUACGCCGGGGAGGCUGCUCGAUCACCUUUCAGAUGAACAUAUGAGGUAUCAGCUCUCGUUUGUGAAAACCCUGGUAUUGGAUGAAGCAGACCGUAUGCUAGAUAUGGGUUUCCUUCCGGACAUCAAGAGAAUUCUUGCACACAUUCCGCCAAAGGAAAAACGCCAGUCUAUGCUCUUCUCAGCGACAAUCCCCGAUUCGAUCAUUUCCAUUGCGAAGACUAUCUUGAAGCCGGAUUACCUGACCAUAUCUACUAUUCCCGAGGGCGAAGGCAACAUGCACAAAAGGGUCAAACAGUAUCUCCUCACCAUUCGCACCAUGAACGAUGUUGCCCCAACGCUCGUCUCUGUUGUCGCAUCUGAGCUUUCGAAUGCGCAAGAAUUCAAGGCAAUUAUUUUCACUCCGACGGCUGUGCUGUCGGACUUCUACUCACAUAUUCUUGAGCAUAAAUAUGGAGCGACGAUUCCGAUCCUGACGAUGCACUCGCGAAUGUCGCAGCCCAAACGCACGGCUGCUACCAACAUCUUCAGGAACUCCAAGCAUGCUAUCUGCAUUGCCACGGAUGUAAUCGCCCGCGGCAUGGAUUUUCCUCUCGUUACUCACGUUAUUCAAGCUGGCUUGCCGAUGAGUCGUGAAUCGUACAUCCAUCGCCUGGGUCGUACGGCUCGUGCCGAUGCUGACGGCGUAGGAAUACUGAUACUUGCCGAAGCCGAGAAAUCCUUUUUGCGAGAUAUAAAAGAUGUCAACUUCUCCGAAUACAACGCUCAGGUCGCUCCAUCGGCUAUCCAAGAUGCAUUAGACACCCUUGACGAAGAGAAAAAGGCAAAGAUAUACCAGGGAUGGUUGGGAUAUUAUAAAGCGAUGAAGAAGUAUACCAGGUGGAGCAACGAAGAUCUGGUUGCGGAGGCAAACAGAUACGCCUUGGAUGGACUGGACUGUCCGGAGAUACCGGAAUUGGAGACGGCCAUCGUGAAUAAAAUGGGACUUAGAGGAACCAAAGGCUUGAGAGUUGGGCAAAACAAACCUCGACGGGGUGGACGCAACAGUCGUGGCGAACAAGGGUCCCGAAACGGGAAUACUCGACGUUCUGGAGUGAUAAAGGACGAAAUGCAUAGUUGAGCGAGCUAACUGUCGGUGGUUCAACGACAUGAAAAGUCAUAACUUGGGUGUAAAUUAAUUAUUACAUUUUUUUGGUAUCAUCAAAAAAUCUCGGUCAACACUUCA
Molecule: messenger RNA, 2057 nt
Organism: Verruconis gallopava
Lineage: Eukaryota; Fungi; Ascomycota; Dothideomycetes; Venturiales; Sympoventuriaceae
Exons: 1
Coding region: 219-1952 (577 amino acids)
Cellular component (GO): mitochondrion
Molecular function (GO): nucleic acid binding; ATP binding
Source: RefSeq, a predicted model, not a curated record